Molecule: messenger RNA, 2144 nt
Organism: Anopheles stephensi (Asian malaria mosquito)
Lineage: Eukaryota; Metazoa; Arthropoda; Insecta; Diptera; Culicidae
Exons: 7
Coding region: 141-1802 (553 amino acids)
Cellular component (GO): nucleus
Molecular function (GO): zinc ion binding
Source: RefSeq, a predicted model, not a curated record
GUUAACUGGGGAAAGAUGCUUGUUAUUGUUUGCCCAAAACAGCGAGCGUAAUUUAUUGGAACGAUCGGCUUGGUGGUGUUUCUAGCUUUGCCUAUUAUUUCUAGACGGUUUUAACACCCUACUAAAAUAAGGCUACCACGAUGCCGUUCUCUUGCUGUUCUGCAACGUUUUGCAAAAACAACCGAUACAAUGUGAGUCGCAGGGGGUUAGAUAUAACGUUUCACACCUUUCCCCCACAGCACUACCCACUCACGAAUCAGUGGAUAAAAUUUUGCAAGCGUGAAAAAACUUGGAUACCUCACAAACAUUCGGUCCUGUGUUCGGCUCACUUUCGUGAAGAUGACUUUCAAAUGGUAAAUUCCCCCGUGAUUAAACAAGGCAAACGGAUAAGGCACCUGAAUGCUUUAGCGGUCCCCACCAUCAUCAACCGUACGCCGAUCACUGUAUCGACACGGGAAAAGCUAGAUAACGUGCGUAAGCAACUGCUGGAAAAGCUGUACACUGUGGACGAUAAUGCAGAUAGUGAACCACCGACGGGGAAUGAUCACACUUACAGCGAAGCAAAGGUCGUAACGGAAACGGAAAAGAAGGGUCCCGUGGAUGGAUGUCGGAAAAGCAUCUUUUUCCUGCAACGGUUUCCCAACGUUUGCGCAUUUUGCUUGCGUAUCAUACAGGAUCCGAACUUCUUCGUGCCGGUCACACACUUUCAAGACGAGCUAGAGUGUACGAUCGAGCAGAAGUUUGAUGAGCUAACGGGAGAUCCCAUGAGUCAAGAGGAUCGCAGCGAGGUUCAGCAUCUGCUACCGGACAAAGUGUGCAACGAAUGUGUGACGAUGAUAGUAAAAUUCCACCAAUAUCAAAGGCAGCUGGAGUGUAUAAAAAAGUUCAGCACCGGAAUCGCCCAUCUGCUGUACGGGAACGAGCAACCGUUGGAGAAUCUGUACCAAGAUCAGGGCUCCUAUUUGGUCAACAUGCUUAAACAUUUAGAUACGGCUCAAGGGACGCGGGUCAAUCAAUCGUUGGAACAGUUGCUGGAGGAAGUUACAUCGUACGGGAGCGUGAAGCGAAGUUCGGCGGCAACCGCCUACAGACAAAUUCCGGAAGAUGGUAUGUCAAUCGAACUGUGCGCAUCAAACGCGGAAGAAGAGCUGAUGUUCGAAAGCGAAAAAGAAGCACUUCCAUCGGCCACCAGUCCCACCCCAAGCUUACAGUCGCUCCCCACAGCAGGCACACGGAUUAAGCAAGAAGCCACCGCAGGCAAGGAUAAGAACAAGUCCAAACAAUUGUACACCUGCCCGUACAUGGAUAUAUGCAAACAAUGGUUUACUUCGCAAGCUGCAAUGCAACAGCAUGUCCGCGAGGUGCACAAAACUUUCGCGUGCCAUGUGUGUGGCUUCAAGAUAGCGUUCUACGAUCUCUACAAAAAGCACAUGGAGAGUCAUUCGAUCGCCCGUGCUCUACUGCUGUCCCAUAACAAGCAGAGCGCAGAGCUAGAAAUGGAAUAUCGUGAUAGUGAGGAUGCAUCUCAACGCCCCAAACGGCAUAAGAAAAAUGAAGCACAAGGAAACUAUGUGUGUGGCGGGUGUCUUGGUGUGUAUGCAAACAAUCUAGAAUUUAGUGGCCAUCAAUGUUUUUCGUCCAGCACAAGCCUUGCAACACCUCGAGAUAUCUUAAUGAGCAGUAGCAGCAAGAGCAAGACUAAAAGCCCCGACUUUGAAUCAAAUGCAUGGGAUGAUUCAAGGGCUGACAGGGCGAACAAUUCCACCAAAGGUAUUGGGCUACUUCAGAUUGAAUUCGUUUGAAAUGCUGAAAAUUGAAAUUAUUUUGCUGUUUUUGAGCCACUGCUCAGACAUUCUUCUUCUAAUCCGUUAGACUGUGGUCUGGAAUGAAUUAUUUUUUACUUGUAAUAUAAUAUUUUCACAAGUUUAUCGUUAAAGGAAGAGUCGCUAGCACACGCGGCUUUGCAACGUAUCGCGCUCGAUAUGGACUUAAAUCUCGACUGGGAUCGGGCAUCCAUCCAGUACAAGCAAAAUUAAAAUGAUUAUGCCGAGGGUAGUUUUGAAGGAUUAAAGGAAAGGAUGAAAUCAAGCUGAAGGAGGAAAGAAGACUUCAGUUUUUAUGAAUAAUUAUAUCAUACAAUUAUA